This is a messenger RNA of Panicum hallii, 1173 nucleotides long. RefSeq names its product acidic endochitinase-like. The coding region runs from base 97 to 999 and encodes 300 amino acids. Gene Ontology annotation, molecular function: chitinase activity. Gene Ontology annotation, biological process: carbohydrate metabolic process. The transcript has a single exon. NCBI's taxonomy places the organism in Eukaryota, Viridiplantae, Streptophyta, Magnoliopsida, Poales, Poaceae. The record is from RefSeq and is a predicted model, not a curated record. Gene Ontology annotation, cellular component: extracellular region.
CACUCCCCGCAUCCCAUCUUCACACAUCAGGCUGCAGGCAGCCAAAGGCACGCGCAUACCUGAAGUGUGUGGUCAUACGUACACUGCCCAGCAUCCAUGGCUCAGCACCCUCUCCUCGUCGCCGCGUCCUUCUUGGCCGCCUUCGCUGCCGUGUCCAGCGCCGGCAAGGUUGCCGUUUACUGGGGCCAGCGCGGCGAGGAGGGCACCCUCGCGGACACGUGCGCCUCCGGGCUGUACAACUUCGUGAACAUCGCCUUCGUCAGCGCGUUCGGCAACGGCGGCGGCCAGCCCCCGGUCCUGAACCUCGCCAACCACUGCAGCCCCGCCGCGGGGACCUGCGCCGUUUUCAGCUCCGACAUCAGGUCGUGCCAGGCGAGCGACGUCAAGGUGCUCAUCUCCCUCGGCGGCGGCGCCAAGCCGACCUACUCCCUCACCUCCGCCGAGGAAGCGCGCGGGCUCGCCGACUACCUGUGGGACAACUUCCUCGGGGGCACCUCGGCGUCCCGCCCGCUCGGCGACGCGGUGCUCGACGGCGUCGACUUCGACAUCGAGCAGGGCGGCGGCGACCACUACGACGAGCUGGCCAGGGCCCUGUCGUCCCGGUGCAACGGCGCGUGCCUGCUCACGGCGGCGCCGCAGUGCCCGUACCCGGACGCGCACCUCGGCGAGGCGAUCAAGACGGGGCUGUUCAGCCACGUGUGGGUGCAGUUCUACAACAACCCGAUGGCCAAGUGCCAGUACGCGCCGGGCGACGCGAGCGACCUGGAGGACGCGUGGGCGCGGUGGACGGCCGGCGUGCCGCCGCCAGCGGACGUCUUCCUGGGCCUCCCGGCGGCGGAGAGCGCGGCGGACAACGGCGGAUACAUCGACGCGGACACGCUCAAGUCGCAGGUGCUGCCGGCGGUGCGAGGCGCGGCCAACUACGGCGGGGUCAUGCUGUGGGACCGCGCCAGAGACGCCGCCUCGGGUUACAGCAGCAGCCUGCGCGGGAACGUGUGAAGUGAACGCUUGCCAAGUGAACUACUAAUAAUCUGGUAGUAUUAGUAACGACACGAGCAUGCUCAGCUCAGUUACGUCUCCCUUUCCCCUUCAAAUGAUAUCAUGCUCGGCUACAUGUCAUGUAAUCUCUAUAAACAAAUAAAUGGAUCCAACGAGGAGCUUUUCUUUUUAUUA